AUGGCCGGCCUUCCUUGGUCUACGGUCUAUAUCGGGAUCGCGGCCUACACGAUCACUCGGUCGACUGUGGGAAUGUUCUUUCUACUCUCCUUCGUCGCAACCGUGGCCAAGUUGUUUUACAAGCUGGUCUUGUAUCCAGAGUAUUUUUCUUCCAUUGGUCAUAUCCCAACGCCUCCGCACCGAUCAUGGCUCACGGGAAAUUCGAGCUCGUUCUUCAUCGAGUCGCCGUUCGACGAGAUGCGCAAAUGGGUCGAGACUAUCCCAAAUAACGGCUUGAUCCGCUACUAUAUCGCCGGAAACCUGGAACGGGUGCUCCUGACUAACCCCAAGUCUUUGAGCGAGUUGCUGGCGCACAAGGUGUACGAGUUCCCGAAGCCGGAAAUCAUCCGGGCCAGUUUCGCACGCGUCACGGGUGAGCAUGGCUUGUUGUUGGUUGAGGGUGAAGAACAUAAGAGACAAAGAAAGAACCUUAUGCCGGCAUUUGCCUACCGCCACAUCAAAGAAAUCUACCCCAUCUUCUGGGCCAAAAGUAUCGAGAUGGCCAAAGGCAUCGAGCAUGACCUGAAGAACCGCGCCGACCCGACGGAUAACGUCGUCUGCAUUGGCACCUGGUCCACUCGAGCUACGCUGGAUAUCAUCGGAGUAGCGGGAAUGGACCACGACUUCGAGGCCCUCCGCAGCCCCAACAACGAGCUCCAGAAACAAUACCAGAAGAUCAUGUCUGACCCUCCCCUCAGCAUGAAACUGCUAUACGUCCUCGCGAUGAUGAUCGGAAGCCUCCGCUGGCUCAACAAGCUCCCUGUGAAACGCAACGACGACAUCAUGAGCGCCUCCGAGGUGAUCCGCAGUGUCGCACGCCAAAUGAUUCGCGAGAAGCAGCAAAAGCUCGACUCCAACACCGGCGCCACCGGCGUCGACAUUCUCUCCGUCGCCCUCCGAAGCGGCACCUUCACCGAAGAAGAGCUCAUCGACCAGAUGAUGACCUUCCUGGGCGCCGGGCACGAAACCACCUCCACCGCCCUGCAAUGGGUCAUCUACGCCCUCUGCAAGCACCCAGACGUCCAGGCCCGUCUCCGCGACGAAGUCCGCUCCAGCCUCCCCUCCAUUUCAACCGAUCACCCGGAGCCCUUAUCCGCCAGCACUCUCGACGCGCUCCCCUACCUCAGCGCCGUGUGCAACGAGGUCAUGCGCUUCUACCCCUCAGUGCCCUCCACCGUCCGCGUCGCCGACCGCGACACCACCCUCGUCAACACACACAUCCCCAAGGGCACGCUCUUCAACGUCGCUGCCACCGUCAUCAACCGCAACAAGGAGCUCUGGGGCGCCGACGCCGACCAGUUCAACCCGGAGCGGUGGCUGGGUCCGGGCCGCGCCAACACCGGCGGCGCGACGAACAACUACGCCUAUCUGACCUUCCUGCACGGUCCGCGCAGCUGCAUCGGUCAGGGCUUCGCGAAGGCGGAGCUAGCAUGUCUGGUGGCGUCUUUGGUGGGUCGAUUCGAGAUGGUGUUUGCGGACCCAGGAAAGAAGUUAGAGGUGAGGCAAGGUGCGACGAUUUGUCCGAAGGAUGGGGUUUUGGUGAAGAUGAGUGUUUUGGAGGGGUGGUAA
Aspergillus melleus is the source of this 1608-nucleotide messenger RNA. Its product is annotated as cytochrome P450. The transcript is spliced from 3 exons. Gene Ontology annotation, molecular function: heme binding; monooxygenase activity; iron ion binding. The coding region runs from base 1 to 1608 and encodes 535 amino acids. Lineage: Eukaryota; Fungi; Ascomycota; Eurotiomycetes; Eurotiales; Aspergillaceae. The record is from RefSeq and is a predicted model, not a curated record.